This is a messenger RNA of Spinacia oleracea (spinach), 1708 nucleotides long. RefSeq names its product spermine synthase. Gene Ontology annotation, biological process: spermidine biosynthetic process. The transcript is spliced from 11 exons. Gene Ontology annotation, molecular function: spermidine synthase activity. The record is from RefSeq and is a predicted model, not a curated record. Lineage: Eukaryota; Viridiplantae; Streptophyta; Magnoliopsida; Caryophyllales; Amaranthaceae. Gene Ontology annotation, cellular component: cytosol. The coding region runs from base 341 to 1453 and encodes 370 amino acids.
UGUUUUUGAAAUAAAUUGCUCCUAUUAAAAAAAAAAAAAGAACACACCACCAUUCCCAUUUUACCAAAUUUCUAGAACCUGCCAAAAUCCAUAAAAAAAAGUCCAGAAAUUACAAUUUCAACGAGAGUGGAAGAAAUUAAUACACAAAAGAACCCUUUUAAUUUGUUUUCCUUUGUAUAUUUUCAUUGAUUUCCAACUUUUUUUCCCGCUCAAUUUCUGAUACCCAUUUCAAUUCGAAGGAGAAGGUAGUUGACGAACCCAGAAUCGUCAAUAGCAGGAUUGAGGAGUUUUGGGCGUAUGUUUUAGAGACUGGAGACACAGGAGAAGAAGAGAAUAAUCCAUGGAAGCCGGCGCAGGAAGAGGUUUGGAAUGCCAGAAGAUUAUGGAUGGGAAGGUGAAUGAGAAUGGUGUAGACAAAGAAAUCCCUUCUUGUUGCCUCAAGGCUAGAGCUUCUGUCCCUGAAUCUGAUGCCAAAUGCCAUUCAACUGUUGUUUCUGGGUGGUUUUCGGAACCUCGGUCGUCCUCUGAUAAAGCUGAGAAGCAGCUUUACUACAACAAUCCAAUGUGGCCGGGAGAAGCGCACUCGAUUAAAGUGGAGAAGAUUCUGUUCCAGGAUAAGUCAUUGUACCAAGAAGUCCUUGUCUUUGAGUCAUCAAACUAUGGGAAAGUGCUAGUUCUUGAUGGCAUUGUUCAGCUAACAGAGAAAGAUGAAUGUGCAUACCAGGAGAUGAUAGUACAUCUUCCCCUUUGUUCCAUUGAAUCCCCCCAAAAUGUUCUAGUAGUAGGUGGUGGUGAUGGUGGAGUUCUCCGAGAGAUUUCUCGCCAUUCUUCUGUGGAGCAUAUAGAUAUUUGUGAGAUUGAUCAAAUGGUUAUAGAUGUUUCAAAGAAAUAUUUUCCUGAAUUAGCUCUAGGGUUUGAAGACCCCCGUGUCAAUCUUCAUGUUGGUGAUGCGGUGGAGUUCCUGAGAAAAUCUCCAGAAGGGAAAUAUGAUGCCAUAGUUGUUGAUUCUUCAGAUCCUGUAGGUCCUGCCCAAGAACUGGUUGAGAAGCCCUUUUUUGAGACAUUGGCAAGAGCCAUGAGGCCUGGUGGUGUACUAUGUAACAUGGCAGAGAGUAUGUGGCUUCAUACUCAUCUUAUAGAGGAUAUGCUCUCGAUUUGUCGCGACAUUUUCAAGGGUUCUGUUCAUUAUGCAUGGACUAGUGUGCCUACCUAUCCAAGCGGUGUCAUUGGAUUCGUCCUUUGUUCAACAGAGGGCCCACCAGUUGAUUUUUUGAAUCCAAUCAACCCAAUUGAGAAGAUAGAAGGAGCAGUUAUGCACCGAAGAGAACUUAGAUUUUAUAACUCUGAGAUUCACACUGCUGCUUUUUCCAUCCCUCCAUUUCUGAAGCGAGCUGUCAGCUCUCUUCGCGAUUCUUCUACUUCUACAUCAACCAAGGGAAUUCGAGUUUCUUAAAACAGAACGUUGCAGUGGACAUCAAAGUAUUCCCAUGACAGGAUUCAAGUAUAUAUAACGUUGUGUUCUUUGAGUUACGAACUUACGAUAUGUUCAUGUUUCAAAAGAUCACAUACGAUACAUUAUUAGUAGCUAAUUAUUUUGGUUUCAAGAAAAUGAAAAUGGUUAGGUUCUGUCUGAUUGGAAUCUGUUGAUAAGAAGAAUAUUACUAUUAAUAUCAAUAAAAAGCUCGAUCCCUGGCAAUUGUUAAUUUCA